Drepanopeziza brunnea f. sp. 'multigermtubi' MB_m1 is the source of this 2349-nucleotide messenger RNA. RefSeq lists its product as uncharacterized. Gene Ontology annotation, molecular function: protein binding. Lineage: Eukaryota; Fungi; Ascomycota; Leotiomycetes; Helotiales; Drepanopezizaceae. The record is from RefSeq and is a predicted model, not a curated record.
AUGGGCCUUCCAAUACCCCAAUAUUCCCUGACCGGGUCGUGUUCGGCGUUGUUCAAUAAUACCCUCUUCACAUACUCCGCCGUGGCAUUUCAGUCGUUGACGAUGACGAAUGAUGCGGCGUGGACGACACUGGAUAUGGGGGUGCCAGUCUCCGGAGGAGUUUGUGUUAAGUCGACCCCGGUAAACGAUACGACCGCAGCAGCACUGUAUAUCGUGGGAGGAACCACCAAAGAUACCAGUUAUCAGGGCCUACAGCGGUACACGUUCGCCAACCAGAGCUGGGAAACGAUUUCGCCGACCGUUCCCGUCACCCAAGGUCGACUCUACCACGAUGCUGUGUAUCUGAACCGGUCCGAUUCGAUUCUCGUAUACUCUGGAACACAAGAUGGCAGCAAGCAACUAUCAUCGCAGACAUUCACGAUACAGGCCUCCCCUCCUUUCUCCGUAUUGGCCUAUGAAUCGAUUGCACCUCCCGCGAUUUCGCCCAUAUUACUGCAGUGGAGCGAGAGCAAGGCAAUGUACAUGGGAGGGAGCGAGACCAAUCAAAAGGCCAUGAUCUUCAGCCCUUCGGAAUCAUGGGUCGACUCGAAUGCGACGUUCGCUGCUCCUAUUUACAAUAUCUCAAGUGUGAAAGCCGUCGUCAUCAAUGGGAAUGAUGGUAGCAAGAACAUCUAUACGCUUGAUAUGACAACCUCCCCGAACUCCAUCAACCGGACUGUCUUGAUAGACGCCAAUGGCAAUCCUGUGCAGAAUGCCGCGCCCGUUGAGGAGAGAAGCCCGAAGGAGAAGAGGAAUGAGCUGACGGUGGCUAACUGGCCUCCUUACAACGGUACACUAGCACCCAUGACGACGAGAACGACGUUCUCCGUCGCGAAGGACCAGAGUGGAAUGGUUGUUAUCAGCGGUGGGAACGAGAAGGAUGUCUUGUGCAUUUUCACGGCGCGGAAAAACACAUGGGUCAACGCAACGGCCAAACUCGGAUCCAAGUCAGUGGUAUCACAACAAGGUCUUGGAAAGGGUCCGUCGCCAACAAUCCUUUCCCUAACACCCUCUGCAAGCGCAACGAGUGUCCCUGAUAGCACACCCGUCGUCAUUCCCGCUGAGAGUCCCCGAGACGAUGACCCUGAGAGAAUACUGGGGGCUGUGUUGGGGUCGAUAGGCGGUCUCGCGAUUUUUUUGAUAGCUAUAUUGGCAUUUGUCAGGUGGAGAAGGAGGAGGAAGCAGGCGGCUGAAAAUGAACGACGCGUGAACGAGCUUCAAGGGGAGAAGGACGGGAUGGACUUCGUCGACAGGGGACUGCCAGAGAUGACUCCGGCGAAACGCUUUCCAGGUCACGAGCCGUCGGCAUCCCAAGGUUCCACCUCUUCCAUGGCUAUCAUCAUGGGCCGUGUGGGCGUCAAGACGCAGGAUUCUGAUGAUCGACCCGCGAAUGGAUGGCAAGAUCGCAAGGACCCGAGGGACUUCGUUGAUCAGGGGGUGCCAGAAAUCACUCCGAUGAGACGCUUUCAGGGUCACGAGCCGUCGGCAUCCCAAUCUUCAUGCUCCUCCAUAGCAAUCAUGAUGGGUCGUGUGGGAAAUGGCAGAGGCGACGAGAAGGGGAUCGAGAGCGAAGCGAAUAACGACUUCAACGACUACUUCAAAGCUCCUGACACUGCGUAUCUGGCCGGUAUCCGAGAUGAGAAGACGGUCUCUUUUGCAGAAACAGGGCCAGCGACACCGGGAGCCGGAGCGGGAGCCGGAGGGUCUAGGCCGCGUGGGAGCACCAAGAAUGGGAGACGCGGAAGCACGAGGAGGAGUUCAGGCUGGAACCGGUACUGGUCCGGGGGGGGGAGCUCCCUAAACAUCCUUGGACUCGGCUCAAAGCGGACAACGUACGAGGGAUCGGAUCGGAGCUCCCAGUACUCGAUCGACCAAGAUCAAACGCGGCCCUCCGCAAUCGUACCCCCUUUAAAAAUCACCGGGGAUAGGCCAGAGAUCAGCAGUGUGAUGUCUUACAGCCCUACGGUGCAGUCGCAUCACCCGAUGCCAGGCGAGAUGGCUGGGAGAAUUGGACGAUCGGGGUCUAUUCGAAGUUCAACUUCUUCCGAGCACGAUCGACACGAUGCAUUCUCAAGCGGUGUCCCAGAGAGUGUUGAUGAGCAGCACUGGACCCCUGCGGAUGGGGCCGCUGGAUGGCACAAUCGCGCGAGCGAAUACUCGGAGAGUAACUAUGCCACGACGGUGGGCCGACGCACCGAGGUUUAUAGUUAUGACAACGAGGCCGCCACGCAAUUCCCUGGGUCACAACACCUCCACCCGCUCCCCCGAAACGAUAUGAGUUGGUUGAACCUCGGUGACACUCGAAUAUGA